Molecule: messenger RNA, 2439 nt
Organism: Zerene cesonia (dogface butterfly)
Lineage: Eukaryota; Metazoa; Arthropoda; Insecta; Lepidoptera; Pieridae
Gene: Galk
Product: N-acetylgalactosamine kinase
Exons: 1
Coding region: 368-1834 (488 amino acids)
Biological process (GO): carbohydrate phosphorylation; galactose metabolic process
Cellular component (GO): cytoplasm; cytosol
Molecular function (GO): ATP binding; galactokinase activity
Source: RefSeq, a predicted model, not a curated record
AGCAUUAUCACUGCGUCAUCUCAGUCAUUGUGGCAUUAUUGCCUAUGCUAUACGUUAGGUUAUUUAUAACAUUCCAACAAUUCAAAAGUACGAUCCAACUAUAAUGUUUUAACUUUUCUACAUACCACAAUAUAGACUUAAGAUUGGUAAUUAUUUACGGGUGGAAUUGUCUUCCAAAUAAAUAACGAAACAAACCAAAGCAUUAAUAAAUAAGUAAAUAAUAACUCAGUACAAAAGUGAAACAUUGUGUUUUUUAAUAAUCUCGUUACUGAUAACAAGUGCUAUACAGAAUUAAAUUCAGUGACACACGAGUGGUGAUACUGAGAACCGGUGUUUUCAUUGUUUACAAACAAUUGAUAUCUGAAAAAUGAGCGCGAAUGGAAACACUGAUACGGUACCAAUAAGAACAAUACCAAGUACUGAUAGAAUAGAAAAUCUAACUCGACGUUUUCAUGAUGAAUUUGGGAGUAAGCCGUCAUUCUAUGUCCGUGUCCCAGGGCGAGUUAAUUUAAUUGGUGAACAUAUUGAUUACUGUGGCUAUCCAGUCUUACCCAUGGCAUUGGAACAAGAUAUUUUGGUUGCGGCUUGUCUGACGAGUGAUUCGAAAUUAUAUCUACGUAAUAUAAAUAGUAAAUAUAAUAAUUUUGAUGUAGAAAUUACAAAGUUCGCGGAUAUGGACAUCCAACCAGAUUCAAAUGGGAAACCAUUCUGGUACAACUAUGUACUCUGCGGCUUAAAAGGUGCCUUGGAAUAUUUAAACAAUGACUUUAAAAAUGGUCUUAAGUUACUUGUAGAUGGAAAUAUUCCUCCCGCAUCUGGAUUAUCAAGUUCCUCCGCACUAGUCAGCGCUGCUUGUUUAGCAUUUCUAUAUGCUCAAAAUGCUACGUUAAAUAAAAUUGAAAUAGCUACGUUGUGCGCAAAGAGUGAAAGAUAUAUAGGAACGCAAGGUGGAGGCAUGGAUCAGGCAAUAGCAUUUCUUGCAGAAAAAUAUAGCGCCCAAUAUAUUACUUGGCAACCAUUAAAUGCAACAGCAGUUGCUUUACCGGAAGAAGCUUCAUUCGUCGUGGCUCACAGUUUAGCAGAAGCUAACAAAGCGGCAACAAACGAUUAUAAUAGACGAGUUAUAGAAUGCAGAUUAGCUGCUAAGGUCCUAAUAAAAGCUUCUGGUGGUUUAGUAAAUCAAAAAAUUGUAACGCUAAGCCAUGCACAAAAAAUAUUAAACAAAACACUAGUUGAAAUGAUUGAUUUGGUUAACGAAUAUUUGCCAAAGGAAAUGUAUACAAAACCCGAGGUGUGUAAUAAAUUAGACAUUACUGAAAACGAAAUGGACACUCUCUAUUUAACCCCCAAUACACGUCAUUUAAAGGAAUUCAAACUCAAACAGAGAGCCCUCCAUGUUUUUAGCGAAGCCUUGAGAGUUGAAGAUUUUCGCAAGGCUUGUACGCAAUCCACAUCAAAUGGGAGUAAUGGACACAUCAAUGGGUCGAAUGGUGUAACGGUUAAAUCAGAUAGUGAAUUUGUUGAUAAAAUAUUAUUAACCCUUGGGGAAUUAAUGUCGAGCAGUCAUGAAAGUUUACAAACACUCUACGAAUGUUCUCAUGAGAAUUUAGAUCGUUUAGUGGACAUAUCGAAAAAAAUGAAUGUACAUUGUAGAUUGACCGGGGCUGGGUGGGGAGGAUGCGUAGUUGCUCUCUGUCCGAAAGAUAAAGUUGAUGAGUAUAUUCAAAUGUUAACAGAUGAGUUUUACGUUAAACAUUGCGAAAUAGAAAAGAGCAAGGCCAGUGUGUAUGUUUUCGCAACAACACCAAACUGCGGUGCCUUAAUUUACAUUUAGAUUUCAAAUGUCAUUAUUCAUAAUUGUUAAUAUAGAAAUUAAUGCAAAUUUAUUUUAGUCAUAGUAUUUGUAGUAUUAUGUAAUGUGUAGGUAAGUAUACAAUUUAUAAAUGCCAUUUAUUGUGAGCGAUUUGUGAAAUGAAAUCAUGAUCUAAUUUUGAUAAUAAAUUUACAGCGAUAUGCCAUUUAAUCUAAAAAAAUAAAAGCUAUUUUAUUAUUAGAAUAUCAUAUUUUUAUUUCAAAUAUGCAAAUGCAUUUAUAUUUUUAAGCGUACGCUUUAUUGAAAUAUCACUUGGUAACUUUAAAACUUAGUUAUCACCCAUAUUGUUACCCCUUAUCUCUAUUUAAUACAACCUAAUCGGUUCACGCAGUAAAGAAUUAUAAGGUAACAAACACAAAAAAAAAUACAGAUGAAAAGUUUACUUCUGGUUUUUGAAGUCGUAUGAAAAUCAACUUUCGCAAGAAAUAUUGUACAAAUAAUUAUUUGUUUUCAGUGCAUUUAACCAUCUUAACAUAAAAUAAUAAUAUGUUUAUACUUAUUACUCUAUACAUUGUAUCGAUAAGCGCAAAAUUUAAAUUACCUGCUGUCAUAUGCGUGCACACAAU